Molecule: messenger RNA, 1168 nt
Organism: Sphaeroforma arctica JP610
Lineage: Eukaryota; Ichthyosporea; Ichthyophonida
Exons: 5
Coding region: 1-561 (186 amino acids)
Biological process (GO): ubiquinone biosynthetic process
Cellular component (GO): mitochondrion
Molecular function (GO): FAD binding; oxidoreductase activity, acting on paired donors, with incorporation or reduction of molecular oxygen, NAD(P)H as one donor, and incorporation of one atom of oxygen
Source: RefSeq, a predicted model, not a curated record
AUGUAUCAUCCCACACUGGUGAAAGACCAAUUUGGCACACACUUCGAUACCCCUCUGCACUUCAGAGCUAAAUGCGGAUUUGACUCUAUUGACAAGGUUCUCACACCCUGGCGCCAGCCAUCGCCACCACCGCCUAUGGGAGCUCCGCCGGUGGCUAUAAGUGUCGGGGACAAGAGCAGGGGCAUGUUCCCUUUGGGUCUGGGUCACUCCGUGCACUAUGUGCGCAAACGGCUGGCACUGAUUGGCGAUGCGGCCCAUCGCAUGCACCCGUUGGCAGGGCAGGGUGUCAAUGUGGGAUUUAAUGACGUGAAGGUACUUGUGGAUGUUCUCAACACUAGCGUUGAUCUGGGCGAAGACAUAGGCAGCAUACACCAGCUGAUGGGCUACGAAGCAACCACCCAGCGCGCAAAUGUGCCUAUGCUCAUGGCUACAGAUGGUUUGAAACGACUCUUUUCGUCGGACUAUGGGCCGUUGGCGUUCCUUAGAGGGGUGGGUUUGAAUGCAACCAAUGGCGUAGAGCCACUCAAGACUGCGCUCAUGCGACACGCCAUGGGCCUCUGAUUGAAGCGCAGCCCUUUGUACCGCUAAGCUGGAGGCGUCCUAACUGAUAAACGAGCUACGGCGCUUCGUUUUGUACGCUUACAAGUACAAGAGUAGUGGGAGAAACUGGGUGCUCCUGUGUACCUCGAAGACUUUCAAAAUCUACACCGAUCGAUGGGAUGCUCAAAAAUAUUCGUGACCAUUUGUGUUUGUGAGCGCACAAUAUCGGGGUAGAAAGAUCACCAUGGCUACGUGAGACUUAAUAGCUAUGGUGUGACAAAGCAGCCACGUCAUUCGAGUGCACUUGUUACAUGGAAUAUAGAUGCCGUUUGCUUGUGAGGAUGGCAUAGGCUGGCACACACACCAACCAGUAGUACCUGAGGUGUUGCGCAGCUAGGAAAUCACUACAUGACAGGCUCCGUCGAUCACCACUUAGGAGUCAUAUUGUCGAAGAUAUGGGACAUUUCUGUGGCAAGGCUUUCCGCAACUAAGUAGAAAAGAUUUCUAUCGACGUUCCCAAAUGUAUAAUGCCGAAUUAGACGUGGAGAACCCCUGUCUUCCGUUCGUGUGUCAUGCACAGUAUGCAACUAUUGGAGCGGAAAUAAACUGCAAUUGUAUUUAAACUUGA